GAAAUAUUUGUGUUCUGUUGAUCGUCAAGAUAUCCAUACAGCAUCUUAGCCUUCUGUUUUUCGCUGCCUAUUUCUGCUUCGACAAGGCAAUCUCGCAACAAUGUCAUCGCUUCAGUUACUGCAACUAACAGAGCAUGGGCGAAACCUUUUGUCUACAAGAAGGAGAACGCUUGCAGUUGUUUCUGGCGCACUACUUGCUGGUGGGACUUUAGCAUAUGCACAGUCAAGUCGACGGAGGAAACAUAAUAAGGAAGAAAAGUCUUGUACUGAUGCAAAUGGACAUACUAGGAGUAAAGCCAGCACUAGUCAAAAUGGCGUUGAUGGUAAAGUGGUGAAACCAAGGAAAAAGAAAAAUCUAUUGAAAUCCUUACAUUUCCUGGCUGCAAUUUUAGUCAAGAAGAUUGGCCCAAGUGGAACGAAUUACCUUCUCGGCUUAAUGUUAACAGCAGUGUUGCGGACAGCCAUCGGUCACAGAUUAGCAAAAGUUCAAGGAUAUUUGUUCAAAUCCGCGUUUCUUCGGCGUGUUCCGACCUUCACACGCCUCAUUAUUGAAAAUCUUCUAUUAUGCUUCCUUCAGUCCACGAUAUAUCAGACCUCAAAGUAUUUGACAGGGUCCUUGGGCUUGCGCUUCAAGAAAAUUUUGACAGAUCUCAUCCAUGCUGAUUACUUUGAGAAUAUGGUUUACUACAAGAUCUCUCAUGUAGAUCAUCGGAUCUCAAACCCAGAACAGAGGAUUGCUAGUGAUAUUCCAAAGUUCUGCUCAGGACUGAGUGAACUUGUACAGGAUGAUCUGAUUGCAGUUGCAGAUGGGUUAAUAUACAUCUGGCGCAUCAGUUCUUAUGCAAGUCCGAAAUAUGUUCUCUGGAUUCUGGCAUAUGUACUUGGUGCGGGUGGCUUAAUUAGAAAGUUUUCUCCUGCUUUUGGGAAAUUGAAAGGCAUGGAACAACAGCUAGAAGGGGAAUAUCGGCAGGUUCAUUCACGACUGAGAACUCAUGCUGAGAGUGUGGCAUUUUAUGGUGGUGAGAAUAGAGAAGAAUCACACAUUAUGCAGCGGUUCCAGGCUCUUGUGCGGCACUUGAAUAUUGUUCUUCAUGAGAACUGGUGGUUUGGCAUGAUUCAAGAUUUUCUUCUGAAGUAUCUUGGUGCCACUGUGGGAGUUAUCUUGAUUGUUGAACCAUUCUUUGCGGGUCAUCUUAAACCUUCUGAUUCAUCUACCUUAGGACGGGCAGAGAUGUUGAGCAAUCUUCGAUAUCACACAAGUGUGAUAAUAUCAUUAUUUCAGUCUCUUGGUACCCUUUCUACCAGUUCAAGGCGUUUAAAUCUUCUCAGUGGCUAUGCAGACCGUAUACAUGAGUUACUGGAUGUUUCACGUGAGCUAUCUGGGGUUCGCGACAAAUCGUUGAGUCAAAAUUCUUCUGCCAAAAAUUAUAUUAGUGAGGCAAACUAUAUAGAAUUUUCAGGUGUUAAGGUGGUGACACCCUCUGGGAAUGUCUUGGUUGACGAUUUAACUCUCCGGGUGGAGUCGGGUUCUAAUCUUUUGAUCACUGGCCCCAAUGGUAGUGGAAAAAGCUCUCUUUUCCGUGUUCUUGGUGGCCUGUGGCCACUUGUGUCUGGCCACAUUGUCAAACCUGGUGUUGGUUCUAAUCUUAACAAGGAAAUCUUUUAUGUCCCGCAGCGACCAUAUACAGCCGUUGGAACACUUCGUGACCAGCUAAUCUAUCCACUUACAGCAGAUCAGGAAACCGAACCACUUAGCUACAGUGGUAUGGUGGAUCUUCUAAAGAAUGUUGAUUUGGAAUACUUGCUAGAGCGCUACCCUCUCGACAAGGAAGUUAACUGGGGUGAUGAGUUGUCUCUCGGUGAGCAGCAAAGAUUGGGAAUGGCCAGAUUGUUCUACCAUAAGCCCAAGUUUGCCAUCCUGGAUGAGUGUACUAGUGCUGUAACAACUGAUAUGGAAGAACGAUUCUGCAAAAGGGUUCGAGCAAUGGGCACAUCAUGCAUAACAAUAUCUCAUCGUCCAGCAUUAGUUGCAUUUCAUGACGUCGUUUUGUCCUUGGAUGGUGAAGGAGGGUGGACAGUUCAACAUAACAGAAAUGGCUCAUUCCUUCGUACUGAUUCCGAGGUUGAUAUAUUGAAGUCAUCAGAAACUGAGCGCAAAUCUGAUGCAGUUGCUGUUCAAAGGGCUUUUAGGUCCAAUUCGAAGGGAAAUUCUUUAUCGGGUCCGAAGGAACAUUCUUAUUCAACACAGGUCAUAGCUACUUCCCCUAAUACGGAAAUAGAAUCCACAGAACAACCACAUCUGAUCCCACAGUUACAGUGCUCACCGAGACCUUUGCCUGUCAGAGUUGCCGCAAUGUCUAAAAUACUGGUUCCUAAAAUAAUUGAUAAGCAAGGGGGUCAAUUGCUUGCUGUUGCAGUACUUGUACUCUCCCGGACUUGGAUAUCAGAUCGUAUAGCUUCACUAAAUGGAACUAGUGUUAAGUAUGUCCUGGAGCAGGACAAGGCUGCCUUCAUUCGGUUGAUUGGGAUCAGUGUAAUGCAAAGUGCUGCAAAUUCAAUUGUGGCACCAUCACUGAGAAACCUUACUUCAAAGAUUGCUCUUGGAUGGCGAAUUCGCAUGACCAACCACCUACUUGCAUAUUAUUUGAGAAGAAAUGCUUUUUACAAGGUAUUUAACAUGACAGGCAUAGAUAUUGAUGCAGACCAAAGAAUAACACGUGAUGUGGAGAAAUUGACCAAUGAUCUUGCUGGCUUAGUUACUGGAAUGGUGAAACCACUAGUUGACAUUCUUUGGUUUACAUGGAGAAUGAAGGUUUUAUCUGGGAGAAGAGGAGUUGCAAUUCUGUACGCAUACAUGUUGCUAGGGCUUGGUUUUCUAAGAGCCGUUUCCCCUGACUUUGGUGAUCUUUCAAACCAAGAACAAGAGCUUGAAGGUUCUUUCAGGUUCAUGCAUGCAAGACUGCGGACACAUGCUGAGUCAAUUGCAUUCUUUGGUGGCGGAUCAAGGGAAAGAGCUAUGGUUGAAGCUAAAUUCAACACAUUGCUUAACCACUCGAAGAUUCUUUUGAGGAAAAGAUGGCUUUAUGGUAUUUUUGAUGAUUUCGUGACGAAGCAGUUGCCUCACAAUGUGACAUGGGGACUGAGUAUGUUAUAUGCUUUGGAACACAAGGGGGACCGAGCUUUGACUUCAACUCAAGGAGAGUUAGCACAUGCACUGCGGUUCUUGGCAUCUGUAGUGUCACAAAGCUUCAUAGCUUUUGGUGACAUUCUCGAGUUGCAUAAGAAAUUUCUUGAACUUUCUGGUGGUAUUAAUAGGAUCUUUGAACUCGAGGAGCUUCUACAGGCAUCACAAAGCAAUGCUGUCAUGCCUUCAAAUGUUAUCAGUGUGGCAUCUGAAGAAACUAUUUCAUUCCGUGAUGUUGAUAUUGUGACCCCAUCGCAAAAGCUAUUGGCUAGCCAAUUGUCUUGUGAUGUGUCUCAAGGAAAAAGCCUUCUUGUUACUGGUCCAAAUGGCAGUGGAAAGAGUUCCAUUUUUAGGGUGCUUCAAGGCUUGUGGCCUGUAGCUUCUGGAAGACUCACCAUGCCGUCUGAAGGGAUAUUUCAUGUUCCUCAGCGUCCAUAUACUUGUCUUGGAACCUUGAGGGAUCAAAUCAUCUAUCCUCUCUCACGUAAGGAGGCAGAGGCGAAGAUGGUUACAUUAUUCAAAACAAGUGGCGGGUCUGCUGCUUCCGGGUCGUUGGAUGAUCACCUGAGGACAAUUCUAGAGAGUGUGCGCUUGGUCUAUCUUCUCGAAAGAGAAGGCUGGGAUGCUACCCCCAAUUGGGAAGAUAUUUUGUCCUUGGGAGAACAGCAGCGGCUAGGCAUGGCUCGUUUGUUCUUUCACCGUCCCAAAUUCGGUAUCCUUGACGAGUGCACCAAUGCCACAAGUGUCGAUGUCGAGGAGCAUUUGUACAGGCUAGCAACUGACAUGGGUAUAACUGUGGUUACUUCCUCACAAAGGCCUGCUCUCAUACCCUUCCAUUCACUGGAGCUGAAACUCAUUGACGGCGAAGGAAAGUGGGAGCUGUGUGCAAUCAACCAGUAGUCGGUGGCUGCGCCUUUAGUCUCUCCCAAAUGUAUACUAACAUACAGUAAAAUAGUCAUCAGCUGCUGCCUAUAAAGCCAGGACGGCAGCAUCCGAUUGGAGAUAGAGCAGGAAAAAUAUACAUGGGUCGUAGAAAGGGAAAUGUUGUUAUUUCGGCAGGAUAGCAUGGUACAUAAUAUUGUUGUUCUCAUACAGAACACACUGUGAGAUGACAUUUGCCACCAAAAACGUCUGGUGGCGUGUAGCAAUUAUUUGUAUACACACGGGCACGAAGUGUGCCCUUGUAAAGGGUGGCUCGUAUAAAUCCAUCUUCCUGAUGUCA
This is a messenger RNA of Lolium rigidum, 4406 nucleotides long. RefSeq names its product ABC transporter D family member 1-like. Gene Ontology annotation, molecular function: ATP hydrolysis activity; ABC-type transporter activity; ATP binding. NCBI's taxonomy places the organism in Eukaryota, Viridiplantae, Streptophyta, Magnoliopsida, Poales, Poaceae. Gene Ontology annotation, biological process: fatty acid beta-oxidation; long-chain fatty acid import into peroxisome; peroxisome organization. The record is from RefSeq and is a predicted model, not a curated record. Gene Ontology annotation, cellular component: peroxisomal membrane. Bases 101 to 4084 code for a protein of 1327 amino acids. The transcript has 25 exons.